Cygnus olor (mute swan) is the source of this 1074-nucleotide messenger RNA. It is a transcript of the gene VCF1, whose product is annotated as family with sequence similarity 104 member A. The transcript has 5 exons. The coding region runs from base 267 to 677 and encodes 136 amino acids. NCBI's taxonomy places the organism in Eukaryota, Metazoa, Chordata, Aves, Anseriformes, Anatidae. The record is from RefSeq and is a predicted model, not a curated record.
GUUCCUGGUGAGCUGACUUUGAGAGUGCUCAGAAAAGGAGAGCGAUUCUCUCUCCCACAAAGUCAGCUGGCUCCACCAGCCCAAACACGCAAGAGCCCAUCUUAAACUGCCGGUUUUCCAGGCUGGGAAGGUUGCACAGGAAGAGGAGGCGCAACGGCAAUGAAGAUGACAGCCACGUUCCCCAGACGAAGCGUAACACCAGGAACACCGUCCUUCAGGACUCGUGGGACACUGAGGUUAAACACCUCCUCGGUGUAGAGUAGUUAAUGGCUAAACGAGCUUUGUGGCGGGAGGAGGAAGAAUUUAGUGUGGAACAAGGGAUUGAAGUGGGAGGAAUGAAAUUAAGACUAUCAGGAAAACCCGUGACGAAGGUGGCUGUAACGAAAAACAGUAAGGAACACAGACUAAAAGGAAACAAAGUGUCCUGUGCGUCCUCCAGCAGCGAUAGCGGCAGCAGCAGCAGCAGCAGCUGUAGUAGCAGUAGCAUCAACAGCCCUGACAGAGCAAGCGGUCCAGAAACCAGCCUAAACCCGACAAUUGCAGGAUCCAGUCCUGUCUCCUCUCAGUCCUUCCAUGAGCAGUCUGCACUAAGUCAAGGUCCUUACUUCCACAUCAACCAGAUCCUGAAGGAGGCACACUUUCACAGCUUACAGAGUCGGGGACGCCCUCCUACAUGAUGAACCAGCAGUUCCUUGCCUUCUGUGAAGGGACAGCACUGUGUAGAUUUGAUAUUUCAACUUCAAGUUUGUUAAAAUGGAAUUGCACAAAAUGCCUGUUGCCUUUUCAGUCUAUAUUUGAAAUAACAGGUUAACAGGAAAUUGUUUACUUGUGGUUUGCUGCACUAUUGCAAUGCAAAAGGGGCUUUGAAGCAAUUUUUAUAGGAUUCUUUUUGGGGUGGUUAUAAAGUACAUGUCCAGAGGAGACCGAGGAAUCCACAUCUGUGUUAUAGGAUUGCAUAAUGUCCAAUUCCAUUGACUGCCUAAUCUGUUUGUUAGCAGUUUGUUGCUUUAUGUAAAAUUCUUUCGAACAUUCAUCUUCAGUUUUAUAAGUCUUUUUUUAAUUUCAAUAAACUAG